GUUUUUUUUCCCGUCUUGUUCAUGUGGAGUGGACGCCUCCGGUCGCUUCGCUUUCGCUGUACACUAGCUUUAGGAGACGAAGAUGUUGUAUGUGACGAGAUUUGAGGCUCUGGGCUCUUCUCCAGCUUCGUUGAUUCGAGGGUGGGUCGCGGAGAGGAGUGUUCAGUGGUUUGUUUUGCUUUGAUUGUUGUGCGAGGUCGCCAUAGAAGUAACAUAGUUAGUCGACAUGGUGAGUAGCAAUUUGUUCCACCGGAGGAAGCAUUCAUGGCCACCUGAAGAGUAUGUCAGCAGGGCUACUUUGCAGCUGUUUGAUUUUGAUAGUGCAGCGCCACCAGAACAUGCAUGGAGAAGAAGACUAGACAGUCAUGCAAAUAUUCUUAAGGAAUUCAGUGUAACAUUUAGUGAGGCAAUAAAAAUGGUUCGACUUGGUGUUCGCCUCUGGUCUUACAUCAGGGAGGAGGCAGCUUAUGGGAGGAAAGCACCAAUCGAUCCUUUUACUCGAGAAAGUUGCAAACCAUCAGCAUCUCAAGGUGUUCCUCUUGGAGGGAUGGGAAGCGGCAGUAUAUCAAGAGGAUUCAGAGGGGAGUUCAGGCAAUGGCAAAUUAUUCCCGGUAUACGCGAAGCCUCACCUGUCAUGGCUAAUCAAUUCUCUAUUUUUAUAUCUCGGGAUGGGGGAAACAAAAAAUAUGCAUCAGUUUUGGCUCCAGGCCAACAUGAAGGAUUAGGGAAACAAGACGACUAUGGAACAUCAUCUUGGGGUUGGAAACUCAGUGGCCAAAAUUCUACAUAUCAUGCUUUAUUUCCAAGGGCAUGGACAAUUUAUGAUGGCGAACCGGAUCCAGAUCUGAAGGUGUCUUGUCGUCAGAUAUCACCUUUCAUACCACAUAAUUACAAAGAUAGCAGUCUCCCUACAGCAGUUUUUGUUUACACGUUGGUGAACACUGGAAAGGAAAGAGCAAAAGUGAGUCUUCUCUUUACAUGGGCGAAUUCAAUUGGUGGCAUCUCACACUUGUCAGGGGACCAUGUAAAUGAACCAUUCAUUGGUGAAGAUGGAGUCUCUGGUGUACUACUGCAUCACAAGACUGCAAAAGGGAAUCCUCCUGUUAAUUUUGCAAUAGCUGCUUGUGAAACUCAGAAUGUAAAUGUCACUGUCUUGCCUUCUUUUGGGCUUUCUCAAGGGAGCUGCGUUACGGCAAAGGACAUGUGGGGCACCAUGGUUCGGGAUGGUCAGUUUGAUCAGGGGAAUUUCAGUAGUGGGCCUACUAUGCCUUCCUCGGUAGGAGAAACGCUCUGCGCUGCAGUAUCAGCUUCUGCAUGGGUGGAACCACAUGGGAAAUGCACUGUUGCAUUUGCUCUUGCAUGGUCCUCUCCAAAAGUGAAAUUUCUGAAGGGAAGCUUGUACUAUAGGAGGUACACUAAAUAUUAUGGCACUUCUGAAAGAGCAGCUCGUCAGUUGGUUCAUGAUGCAUUGAAAAAUUACAAGCAAUGGGAAGAGGAAAUUGAGAAAUGGCAAAAUCCUAUCCUCCAUGAUGAAAGGCUUCCAGAGUGGUAUAAGUUCACACUGUUCAAUGAGCUCUAUUUUUUAGUUGCUGGUGGAACUGUUUGGAUAGACUCUCAGUCACCAGAUGAUUGCACAGUAAGUCUUCCACAUACAACGAGAAAGCUAAAGGAGAAAAAUGCGAGAGUAAAAGGAACAAAAGUGGAAUACACAGAUCGCGUGGAGCAUCUUGCUAGUGUUGGAUCAAAUCAAAGAGAUAGAGCAGUACCUGCUAGUUUACCCUGCAAAGACAAGUCAUCGACCACUGAAGAUGAAGAUUCUAUGGAUUUUUCUCAUUCCUUAUCAUUUUUAGACCGGAAAAACGAUGAAGAUGAUGUUGGCAGAUUCUUAUAUUUGGAAGGAGUAGAAUACAUUAUGUGGUGCACAUAUGAUGUUCACUUUUAUGCAUCUUUUGCACUUCUUGAGCUUUUUCCCAAAAUUGAACUCAGUAUUCAGCGUGAUUUUGCAAAAGCUGUCUUAUCUGAAGAUGGAAGGAAAGUAAGAUUUCUUGCAGAAGGAAACUGGGGAAUUCGUAAGGUUAGAGGAGCUGUGCCUCACGAUCUGGGAACACAUGACCCAUGGAAUGAAAUGAAUGCAUAUAACAUUCAUGAUACGAGUAAGUGGAAGGAUUUGAACCCAAAGUUUGUGCUGCAGGUUUAUAGAGAUUUCUCUGCCACUGGGGAUUUGGCUUUUGGAGUUGAUGUUUGGCCAUCAGUUCGUGCUGCCAUGGAGUAUAUGGAACAAUUUGAUAGGGACGAUGAUGGUCUUAUAGAAAAUGACGGAUUUCCGGACCAAACAUAUGAUGCUUGGACAGUUCACGGCAUCAGCGCCUACUGUGGGUGCUUGUGGCUUGCUGCACUUCAAGCUGCAGCUGCAAUGGCCCUUCAGAUAGGUGACAGAGAUUUUGCUGAAUGGUGCAAAGCCACUUUUUUGAAGGCAAAGCCAGUAUUUGAAGCGAAAUUGUGGAAUGGUUCUUAUUUCAACUAUGAUAGUGGUGCAAGUAGUAACAGUAAGUCUAUACAAGCAGAUCAGCUUGCUGGGCAAUGGUAUACUGCAUCAUCAGGCUUGCCUCCUCUUUUUGAUGAUGGUAAAAUAAGAAGUUCCCUUCAGAAGAUCUAUGAUUUCAAUGUAAUGAAAGUAAGGGGUGGCAGGAUGGGUGCCGUAAAUGGGAUGUAUCCUAAUGGGAAGGUUGAUGAGACCUGCAUGCAAUCACGUGAAAUAUGGACAGGGGUGACUUAUGCAGUAGCAGCAAAUAUGAUUCUUGCUGGGAUGGAAGAACAGGCAUUUACCACUGCUGAAGGCAUUUUUAUUGCUGGGUGGUCAGAAGAAGGAUAUGGUUACUGGUUCCAGACACCUGAGGCUUGGACCAUUGAUGGACACUUUCGCUCUUUAAUAUACAUGAGACCACUCUCAAUUUGGGGCAUGCAGUGGGCACUGUCCCUACCUAAGGCAAUUAUGGAGGCCCCUAAGAUCAGCAUUAUGGACAGGAUUCGCUUAUCACCUAUGAUUUCCCGGUCCUCUGGCAACGAAUCUGCCGUCCGGAUAGUUGCUCAUAGAGCAGGGUGCUUCGGUAAUUCUUCAUUCCACUGUACAUGUUAAUCUGUAAAGAAACGUCAUUCUACUUCCUUUGAUACUUAUUUUGGUGGGAGAUAAAUGCCGGGGGAGAUUUCUAGGGAAAAAAGUCCUGGGGAGGUUUGAAGGAGACUUAUUCCUUGUUACCCCAGGAAUGAAAGAGUAGGGAAUGUGGCACAGCAUCUGAACUGAGUAAUGAAUGCUUGUCCUCACCAUCCACUGUAUAUUCCAUCUUUACUUUGGCAAAAACUGACCCUACUCGGUGCUAACAGUCUACUGGGAUGUUCAGUAUGUAUACUUGACAAGAUGCUGGAGGCCAGACGUGAUGCUGUUAACCUCGCCAUUCCAGGAUUUACAGGGAUGCAAAAAACUUCUCCUAUUUUCAGUGGUUGAUUGUUGGAAGCAGAACAUAUAUAUGCCUCGGAAGAAUCUUGUUUUGUCUUCCAACCAUUUCUUUGUUGCCUUGGAUGGUAUUCGGCUUAGUUGCCUGAUAACAGUACAAAGCAGCUGAUUAGUAUAAACAUGGAAGUUCACAAGCAAAUUAUGAAUAUAUUACAGGUC
Messenger RNA from Rhodamnia argentea, 3670 nucleotides. Its product is annotated as non-lysosomal glucosylceramidase. NCBI's taxonomy places the organism in Eukaryota, Viridiplantae, Streptophyta, Magnoliopsida, Myrtales, Myrtaceae. Gene Ontology annotation, molecular function: glucosylceramidase activity; beta-glucosidase activity. Gene Ontology annotation, biological process: carbohydrate metabolic process; glucosylceramide catabolic process. The record is from RefSeq and is a predicted model, not a curated record. Gene Ontology annotation, cellular component: membrane.